CUAGCAAACCUCGCUGGAGAUCUGAACCCGCAAGUUGCCACACCAAACACAUCAUCCACUCCAGAGCAACAGGUCAACAGAACACUCGAACGACUGCUCCCUCCUUCAAAGCACCCAUCGCUGACCUGCAAGCUAGCUAGUUAGAAAGCAAGCCCCAGCCCAGAAGCUCUUCUUGGUAGAGGCGACCAAGGGUUACUAAUUUGACACAAGACGACAAUCAUCUACUCGCUAGCUAGACAACAAUCAAUACAAGAGACAGACUCUCCAUCAGACAGAAUGUUCUUUUCUACGUGUAGGAGUAGACCAGUGUGGUUGUCGCUGUUAGCGGCGAGCAUAAUAGGCUCAGCCAGUGGGCAGACUGAACCGCGCCCCUGGAUUAACGAAUUCCACUACGACAAUAUCGGUACCGACAUUGACGAGUUUAUCGAAGUCGCGGCUCCCGCCGACUUGGAUAUUAGCAAUCACCGAAUUGUUCUCUAUAAUGGCUUUUACGGAGAAAUGUACGCGGAAGAUGCCACCCACAUGUUGUCGGAUUUUACCGUGGGCGAUACGGUCAAUGGCGUGACAUUCUAUACCAAAUUCUUUCGUCCCGCCGAUUGUGCCGGUGGGAGUCGCUGGUGUGGAUUGCAAAAUGGCCGCGAUGGUUUUGCGUUGGCGUAUUUUGAAACCGACACGACGGGACGGAUUGAAGAGUUCUUGUCGUACGAAGGAUCCUUCACGGCCAAAGAUGGACCGGCGGUCAAUUUGACCACGACCGAUAUCGGUGUCAAACAACGCACUACCACGCCACUGGGAUACUCCAUUAGUCGAGAAGGAAUUGGUUGUGCACCAGAUCUCUUCUUUUGGGAAACACGAGACACACAAGGAACUCCCGGAACGGUCAAUGCCAAACAAACCGUCACGUGCGAGGUGGUCUUUAUCAAUGAAUUCCAUUACGACAAUGUCGAUGGCGGAGUGGGACAAUUCGUCGAAAUUGCCGCCAAUGUCGACGACGUGGCGCCCUACAGUAUUGUCUUGUACAAUGGAGAAACGGGAAUGCCCUACGAUGCCAUUUUGCUUUCCAGUUUUGAACAGGGUGACACGGAUCCGGAAGGGUUGACAUUUUAUCAUUAUGAUUUCCCAGUGGCCGGCGGUGGACUCGUUGUCAAUGACCCCAUCCUGGUCGAUGGCAAUGAAAUGGCGGCGAAUGCAUCGGGGAUUGUACUCGCCCAGAAUGAUGACAUCGUAUUGGAAUUUAUCUCGUAUGGAGGAGAAUUCACUGCCAGUGGAGGCAUUGCCGUCAACAUGACAUCGACCGAUAUUGGUGUGGCCGAAUCGGAUCAAACUCCCGUCGGAUCGUCACUCCAGUUGCAAGGCGUGGGAUGUUACACGACCAAUUUCCAAUGGACCGUCGUGGAGGAACAAAACUUUGAUAUCGUCGAAUCGGGAGAUACCCGGGGAGCCGUCAACAUUGAUCAAACCAUUGUCUGCGCACAACCCGUGCCCACACCAGCGCCCACUGUCGAAGGAGGAGAGGAAGUCGAUGAUUUGAUUGCCCAAGACGAUGACUUUUUGGAUGACAAUAUCCAAGUUCUCGCCGUCACAAAGUCACAAAGUAAAGUGACCUAUUCGGAAGCGGGAAAACCACCAGAGCCUGUGAGGUUCUAAUUAGUUCGUGGUGCAGUGCAGUACAGUGCAGUGCAAGCAUGCAUGCUGGAGUGAGAAAACAGUCAAGGUGUGCUUUUUGAUACUGGUACUGUUCGUUAACGAGAGCAGAACCAUUGUCUCUUGAAGUAAAAGGGUUGGUCGGCGACGAGCGGAACGUCGUUUGUAACAAGGAAUGCAUGUUCAGUAGAGAUUAAUUAAUUUGAAGUAUUUUCAACGAGAAUACUGUACUGCGCAACGAUACAUGCACACAGGCUCACGGCCCGUAGAUAGCUACGGUAGCUUGCUAGGUAUCAUCGAGCCACGAGUACAACACGGCACCGGUAUUGGUCCAUGCAGUCGAGGUAUUGGUUCGGGAGGAGUCCAAUGUAGGUCCUCGAUUUGUGGAGGACCUUCUAAAGGUCUACUCGAGCGUGGAUCGCAACUGAAGUUGGAGAAGAGUAAACGGAGGGUCGGGCAACCAAUUGGAGGGUAGUAAGGACUUGUCAAAUGAGAAGGAGGAUUGUAGCUACAGUAAAUUCUUGAUUGGCUACAAUACGUGCUAGGUAGUCACGUUACAAAAGGAAGUGCUUCGGUCAAGGGAAUGGGAGGCUUUGCGUUUCCGAUUUGGCGGACUUUUGGCUGAGAGCUUGCCCUUGUUCUUGUCUUCAUUCAAAGCUUGAUUACUCCAUUUGCCAGGUGCCUCCCGCAAGAGCCCAUUGAGAGUCUGGACAGUUGAUUGGGCAUUCAUGUGACGCGACUCUCUCCUGCCAGGGCCAUGGGAGCUGCUAAUAAUACAGUCUCUAUACCUUGAUGUUGUCAGCAAGUCCAACAGAUCGACAAUAGUUCGAAGUGUCGUUUUUGGGUC
This is a messenger RNA of Seminavis robusta, 2491 nucleotides long. NCBI's taxonomy places the organism in Eukaryota, Bacillariophyta, Bacillariophyceae, Naviculales, Naviculaceae. The record is from the annotation of a GenBank genome assembly.